AUGGGGAGGCUGGGGCCGCGCGUGGGUUGUACGGCUGCGUGGCUGCGUCCUCCGGAGCGGGACCGGUCCUGCUUUCUGCGUGUUCCCCGUGUCUGGCAGCCAGAUGAUUUCUCCAGAAAAAUCUUCCUGCAGGGGCGGUUUGAUCUCUGUGUGACAGAGGUGUGCUGCGGUGUCGUGCGGCUUCCAGCUGCCCUCGGCUCCUGUAGCUUCUGCAGACACUUCCCAACGAUGCGAGAGGCUGAAGUCUUCCUGCGAGCGAUUAAUCAGUAUGCAGAUAUGCUAAACAAAAAAUUUCUUGAUCAAGCCAACUUUGAGUUACAGCUUUGGAACAACUACUUCCACCUGGCUGUUGCUUUUCUCACACAAGAGUCUUUACAACUGGAGAAUUUUUCAAGUGCUAAAAGAGCAAAAAUACUUAACAAGUAUGGUGAUAUGAGAAGGCAGAUUGGUUUUGAAAUCAGGGACAUGUGGUAUAACCUGGGUCAGCAUAAAAUCAAGUUCAUCCCAGAAAUGGUGGGACCUAUCUUAGAAAUGACGCUGAUCCCCGAAACCGAACUUCGGAAAGCUACGAUCCCGAUUUUCUUUGAUAUGAUGCAGUGUGAAUUUCACUCGACGAGAAGCUUCCAGAUGUUUGAAAAUGAGAUCAUCACCAAACUGGAUCACGAAGUGGAAGGAGGCAGAGGAGAUGAACAGUACAAAGUGUUAUUUGACAAAAUUCUCUUGGAGCACUGCAGGAAACACAAAUACCUUGCGAAGAGUGGAGAGACGUUUGUGAAGCUUGUGGUCCGCUUAAUGGAGAGGUUGUUGGACUACAGGACCAUCAUGCACGACGAGAACAAGGAGAACCGCAUGAGCUGUACCGUCAACGUGCUGAAUUUCUACAAGGAGAUUGAGAGAGAAGAAAUGUACAUAAGGUAUUUAUACAAACUGUGCGACCUGCACAAAGAGUGUGAUAACUACACGGAAGCUGCCUACACGUUACUUCUGCACGCAAAGCUGCUUAAGUGGUCAGAAGAAGCGUGUGCGGCACAUCUUACCCAGCGGGAUGGAUACCAGGCUGCUACUCAAGGACAGCUGAAAGAUCAACUAUAUCAAGAAAUUAUCCAUUACUUCGACAAGGGCAAGAUGUGGGAAGAGGCCAUUGCCUUGGGUAAAGAACUUGCAGAACAGUAUGAAAAUGAAAUGUUUGAUUAUGAACAACUCAGUGAACUGCUGAGAAAGCAAGCCCAGUUCUAUGAAAACAUCGUGAAGGUGAUAAGACCAAAACCAGACUACUUUGCUGUUGGAUACUACGGCCAGGGAUUUCCGACAUUCAUAAGGAACAAAGUCUUCAUUUACCGGGGAAAGGAAUACGAACGCCGUGAAGACUUCGAAGCAAGGUUACUGACGCAGUUUCCAAACGCAGAAAAAAUGAAAACGACGUCUCCACCGGGCGAGGACAUGAAGAGCUCCUCCGGCCAGUAUAUUCAGUGCUUCACUGUAAAGCCCAAACUGGAUUUGCCCUCUAGGUUUCACAGGCCAGUGUCGGAACAAAUCGUGAGUUUCUAUAGGGUGAAUGAAGUCCAGCGGUUUGAGUAUUCGCGCCCUGUUCGAAAAGGAGAGAAAAACCCAGACAACGAAUUUGCGAAUAUGUGGAUCGAGAGAACCAUCUAUGUGACGGCGUAUAAAUUACCAGGGAUUCUGAGGUGGUUUGAAGUCAAAUCAGUCUUCAUGGUUGAAAUUAGUCCGCUGGAAAAUGCCAUAGAAACCAUGCAGCUGACAAAUGAUAAGAUCAACAAUAUGGUUCAACAGCAUUUAAAUGAUCCAAAUCUGCCCAUUAAUCCUCUCUCGAUGCUGCUGAACGGCAUUGUGGAUCCUGCGGUCAUGGGAGGGUUCGCAAACUAUGAGAAGGCUUUUUUUACUGAACGAUACAUGCACGAGCAUCCAGAAGAUCAUGACAAGAUCGAAAAACUAAAGGAUCUGAUCGCUUGGCAGAUCCCGUUCCUGGCGGAAGGCAUCCGGAUUCACGGGGAGAAGGUGACAGAGGCACUGCGGCCCUUCCACGAGCGGAUGGAGGCUUGCUUCAGGCAGCUGAAAGACAAAGUGGAGAAACAGUACGGGGUCCGAGCUGUCCUUUCAAGUCUGGAUGAUAGACGAGGCAGUCGGCCACGGUCUAUGGUGAGAUCCUUCACGAUGCCGUCGUCUUCAAGACCCCUCUCCGUGGCGUCGGUGUCUUCCAUCUCCUCGGACAGUGCACCUUCUCGGCCUGGCUCCGACGGGUUUGUGCUGGAGCCCCUCCUGCCAAAAAAGAUGCAUUCUAGGUCUCAAGAUAAAUUGGACAAGGAUGACCUAGAUAAAGAUAAGAAAGAAAAGAAGAAGGAGAAAAGGAACAGCAAGCAUCAGGAGAUAUUUGAUAAAGAAUUUAAAUCUACUGAUAUUUCUCUGCAGCAGUCUGAAGCUGUGAUCCUUUCAGAAACGAUCAGCCCGCUGAGACCACAGAGACCAAAAAGCCAAGUCAUAAACGUCAUUUCAAGUGAGAGACGCUUCUCUGUCUCUCCAUCACCUCCCAGCUCCCAAGUGACGCCGCCCCCGAUAACUCCACGGACAAAACUUUCUUUCAGCCUACAGUCCAAUCUGGAGCUGAAUGGCAUGUCCAGCUCCGACGUCCCCGACGUUCCUCCUCCUCUGCCUCUCAAAGGAAGCAUGGCCGAUUACGGGAACCUCAUGGAAAGUCAAGACUUGAUCAGCCCGACCACGUCCCCCCCUGCCCACCAAAGGCGAGAUGUGGUCCUGCUCGUGGACAUGUCAGCAGAUCCAGAGAUCUCUGCAGUUGCAAAGAAGCCUCUGGAGUGUGAGGGAACGGCCUCGCUCAUGGGGACCAACCUGAAGGGAGGUUUUGUGGAGGAGUUUCCACUCCGUGGCCAAACACUGGAUAUUCACUGUCCUACUUGCCGAUGCCACCGUGCUGCGAUGGGUAGAGCCCAGACCUGGGGACGACUCAGAGCCCGUGAUGCGUCCCCGCGCAGCACCCCUGAUUCUGUUUGGGAAGGAGCCGUGUCGCUGCCCUCGGCGCCGCGCGGGAUCAAGCUGCGGGUAUCGCUCUGGCCGGUUGAUAAUGCAUUUGUUUAUCGCUCUCGCAGGGCCCAGGCCCUCGAUGAGAAAUACAGUUUCAGUCUGGAGUCUAAACCUUAUUCUGAGGGUUCCUGCUUCCCCCGAGGUACCCGUGAGUCAAGGAUGCUGCCCAAAGUAGGUCUGAGCGUGAGGCGGCAGGCGCUGGCGCGACGGCAGAAAGCCAGAGAAACCAAGGGAAGCUCUGCUCUGGAUCUCAAAGUUUCUAAGGAGAAGCGUAGCAGAAAUGAAGUCCGUAAGCCUAGUGAUGAUUUUCCGAGUAUGGCGUGA
Opisthocomus hoazin is the source of this 3378-nucleotide messenger RNA. The record is from RefSeq and is a predicted model, not a curated record. NCBI's taxonomy places the organism in Eukaryota, Metazoa, Chordata, Aves, Opisthocomiformes, Opisthocomidae.